Closterium sp. Yama58-4 is the source of this 1254-nucleotide messenger RNA. Lineage: Eukaryota; Viridiplantae; Streptophyta; Zygnematophyceae; Desmidiales; Closteriaceae. The record is from the annotation of a GenBank genome assembly.
AUGCAUAUCAUCCGUUUUUCGUCUCGCUGUCCCUUUCCCUCCUCCCUUCCCUCCUCCCUUCCCCCCUCCCUUCCCUCCUCCUUUCCCCCCUCCCUUACCUCUUCCUUUCCCCCCUUCCCUCCUCCUUUCUCCCCUUCCGUCCCUCCUCCUCCCCCCCCUCCCCUCCCUCCUCCUCCCUCCCUCUUCUCCCUCAUCCCUUCCCUCCUCCUUUUCCCCCUCCCUUCCUUCAUCCCUCGUCCCCCACCUUUCCCUCCUCCCUUCCCUCCUCCCUUCCCUCCUCCCUUCCCUCCUCCCUUCCCUCCUCCGUUCCCUCCUCCGUUCCCUCCUCCGUUCCCUCCUCCCUUCCCUCCUCCCUUCCCUCCUCCCUUCCCUCCUCCCUGCCCUCCUCCCUGCCCUCCUCCCUUCCCUCCUCCCUUCCCUCCUCCCUUCCCUCCUCCCUUCCCUCCUCCCUGCCCUCCUCCGUUCCCUCCUCUCCGCCCUUCCUUCAUCCCUUCCCUCCUGCUCAUAUACCGCAACGCAAACCGUCCUCCCCCAUCCUUCACUGCACAGUCUCCGUCCCCACCCCAGCCACAAAUACACAUCAUCCACCUCCCUCCCUCACUGAACCACAAGCCACAUCCCAUCUCAGCGACGUGGUCACCUCAUCUGUGUGUCAUCAUGCUCCCACCGCUUGCAUACCCAUUCAACACCAAUCCUCCACUCCACACCCCACAACAACCCUCACAGCUACUUCCCUCCAUCCAUGGCAUCUUGAACACCCGUCUUCCCACUCCUACUAGCAAUUUCUCAAGUCCAGCUGUAAGCCGAUGUCAUAUGCCUAUCCAAACCCACCCAAACGGACCCAAACCCACCGUAUCCCUCACAUCACAGGUAUGCCAUGGCAUCUCGAAGGCCCUUCUCUCCCCUCCUCCAAUCCGCCGUCUCGCUCGGCCAGCACCAGCUGUACGGCAGCAUCAUCCUCUUUGCUACGAGCUUCCUGGAAGAUUCCAAGCACUGCCACCCAGACCGGACCUGAUCUACUUCUGGGGCUACUUCAUUGCAAUGAAUUCCGUGCGGUUCGUCCUGCCGUUUGCCAUCCUCUGCUGCUUCUUGGGGCACAGCACUGCAGAUGCUGCAAGGGUGAAUGCCAUCCGCAUUGGCAUUCCAUCUAGCCAGUCAUCUGUUACUGGUGGGGGCAAUGCGACAAUGGGUGUGGGUGGGCACUGCAGUGAGGAGUGUGAAGGGGUGCACUGCACUGUAGUGCACAGCAAAUGA